AUGCCUGCCAAGAAACAGUGGGACGAAGAGGAGUCCGACUCCAGCACUCCGCCUUCCUCGCCUCCUGUCACUGCCGCCCGCCGCCGUCAGUUCGGUGACGAGGAAGAUGAUAGCGAUGUGCUCGAGUCUUGGGAUGCCGCCGAGGAUUCCGAGGUAGAGCGUGAAAAGGAACGCAAGGCCACCGAGGCCAAGGCCAAGGUCGCCGCCGAAGCCGCCGCGAACAAGAAGAGCAAGGCCGAGCGCAUCGCCAGCCACCAGGCCGAGCGUGCCCGCCAACGCGCCGAGGAUGAGGAGGAGAGCGAGGAUGACGAGACCGAAGCCGAGCGCCGUGAGCGUAUCCGCCGCACCGAACAAGAGGCCGACCUCAAGCACGCAGAGGAUCUUUUCGGCACCGUGGGCCUCAACAGCGGCCGCAAGGCUCCCACCAUUGGCGCCGCCGUCGUUGUCGAUUCCAAGGACCCCACCAACACCGUGAACCUGAAUGCUCUUCCGCUCUUCAACCCUCAGACCAAGAAGCAGUUCGAGCAGAUGCGCACCACCCUUGCUCCCAUCAUUUCUGGCAACGGCAAGAAGGCCCACUAUGGCCUUUUCCUCGAAGAGUUCGUCAGGGAGCUGGCCAAGGAGAUGAACAGCGAUCAGGUCAAGAAGGUUGCCAGCGCCCUUACUCGUCUAAGCAAUGAGAAGAUGAAGGAAGAGAAGGCUGCUGAGAAGGGUGGCAAGAAGUCCAAGGCCGCCAAGACCAAGACGUCUCUGGUCACCAGCCGCCCUAACACGACGGAUACCGCCACCUAUGAUGACGAUGCGUUUGGAGAUGAUGACUUUAUGUGA
Messenger RNA from Purpureocillium lilacinum, 828 nucleotides. RefSeq names its product translation initiation factor 3 subunit J component. The record is from RefSeq and is a predicted model, not a curated record. NCBI's taxonomy places the organism in Eukaryota, Fungi, Ascomycota, Sordariomycetes, Hypocreales, Ophiocordycipitaceae. Gene Ontology annotation, cellular component: cytoplasm; eukaryotic translation initiation factor 3 complex. Gene Ontology annotation, molecular function: translation initiation factor activity.